Molecule: messenger RNA, 2963 nt
Organism: Gekko japonicus
Lineage: Eukaryota; Metazoa; Chordata; Lepidosauria; Squamata; Gekkonidae
Product: kinesin-like protein KIF19
Exons: 18
Coding region: 24-2963 (979 amino acids)
Biological process (GO): microtubule-based movement
Molecular function (GO): microtubule binding; microtubule motor activity; ATP binding
Source: RefSeq, a predicted model, not a curated record
CCGCCACCCCCAGCUCGGCCACCAUGAAGGAGCUGAGAGCCGAGCAGCAGCUGGUGGUGGCCCUCCGUAUCCGCCCCAUCAAUGAAACUGAACUGGAGGAAGGGGCCGGCAUCAUCGCCCACAGGGUGGGGGACCAGAUGGUGGUUCUGAUGGAUCCGACGGAAGAUCCAGAUGACAUCUUGCGCGCCAACCGGUCCCGAGAGAAGACUUUUAUCUUCGACAUGGUUUUUGACCACACGGCGAGCCAGGAGGAGGUAUAUAUGUGCACAACCAAAAAUCUCAUUGAAGGGGUCAUUUCAGGAUACAACGCGACAGUCUUUGCAUAUGGACCCACAGGGGCUGGGAAAACAUACACUAUGCUGGGCCUGGACGCUGAACCUGGCAUCUACAUCCGGACACUCCACGAUCUCUUCAGAGCUAUUGAGGCUACCAGCGGGGACAUGGCCUACUCGGUCUGCAUGUCGUAUUUCGAGAUUUAUAAUGAAGUAAUCCGUGAUCUCCUGAACCCGUCUUCGGGAUUCUUGGAACUAAGAGAAGAUUCGAAGGGGAGCAUUCAGAUUGCCGGGAUUAUGGAAGUCUCCACCACAAAUGCACAGGAGAUCAUGGAGCUGUUAACGAAAGGGAACAAAGAACGCACACAAGAGCCCACGGCUGCCAACAGGACCUCUUCUCGGUCGCACGCCGUCCUCCAAGUGACGGUGAAGCAGACCAGCCGGGUGAAGGAUACAAAUGAGGAAGUGAGAGUCGGGAGGCUCUUCAUGGUUGACCUGGCUGGGUCAGAAAGGGCAGCUCAGACUCAGAACCGAGGCAAGAGGAUGAAAGAGGGUGCCCACAUCAACCGUUCGCUACUCGCUCUGGGGAACUGCAUCAAUGCCCUCAGUGAGAAAGGGGGCAGCCGGGCCCAAUAUGUCAACUUCCGAGACAGCAAACUCACCCGCCUCUUGAAGGACUCCUUGGGAGGAAACAGCAGGACUGUGAUGAUUGCGCACAUUAGCCCGGCCAGCACUUACUUUGAGGAAUCUCGGACUACACUGAUCUACGCGUAUCGAGCGAAAAACAUCAAGACCAGGGUCAAGAGGAACCUGCUUAACGUCUCCUACCACAUUGCUCAGUACACCAGCAUCAUUUCGGAUCUGCGCCGGGAGAUCGAGCGCUUGAAGGCAAAGGUUGAAAACCAAGAGAAGGAUAGAAGCUUGCUCGGUUCUGGGGCCAAAGAUCUACAAGUCAGAGGGGAGACCCAGCAGGACUCCGAGGAGUUCAGCCGUCAAGAAAUGAACAAGCUCCGGAAGCAGCUGAUUGGGGCGUUCAAAGACCAAAUGGACAUGCGCCACAGUCUCAUGGAGCUGGAGAACACCAACAUGGAGCUGCACGUCGACACCUCUAGGCACCUCCUAACAAUUGCCGACUGGGAGCGAGAAAAAGCUCACCAGGAUUGCAGAUUUCGCAAGCGGCAAGUCAGCGAAGGAGACGAUGAAGCCAUGGAGGAAGAGGAGGAGGAAGAGGGGUCCAGAGAAGAAUCGCCAGAACCUCACGAGGUAGUCGUAGCCAGGGAGGAGAUCAACAUGUUGCUGGCGGAGCAGCGGAAAACAGCAGCCUUAAAGGCCGACCUGGAGCAACGCCUGGCCCACGCCAAGAAGAAGGCCUCGCAGAUGGAGAAGCUCCUGCCCCAGCAGAUCACCAGCGAGGACCAGAGAGAGGUGCUGCGCCUCCUCUGCAGGGCCCACGAGCUGGAGGUGGGCAGCACGGAGCUGCAGGCCAGCGCCUUGUACAAGAACAGCCUCCUGUGCCAGAAGGACUUCAUCAUCCAGCGGCACCAGCAGCACCGGUGCCUUUGCGAGGAAAUCAUCCAGCAGCAGCGUUUGCUGAUAAAGGACCACAACAUCCCUGUUCCACCCCCACUAGGAAAGCUGUACUGGCUCUAUUCCCACGAAUUAGAAGAAGGGACCCUGAACCGUCUGCUUGUGUUUCACUCCCUGAUGUCCAGUGCAAUUCAGGAACACUCCGUCCUGGAUAGAGCCCUGCAGGUAGAACUACAUAAAGAAGAGAACCGAAAAGGAUCGCUUGAGAACAAGGAUUUCUCCGGGGGACCAAAAUUUGAACUGCCCCCUAUCGUUGUGGAACCUGACAGUGACAGCUACAGACCAGCUAAAAAUACCCCAGCCCGGAAAAAGAGGAGCUGGGAGUGGAAUCGUAGUCCGACUUUGCUGCACUUCCUGAGAACACCCGUUCGCCAACCGAGGGCGCUCGGCAUUUCCUCCCAAAAGCUGGACUCCAAGCUCAGCUCCCCCGCCUCCCACAACUUCGGCCAGAAGAAGUCCAGUGCAGACGUCCCCCUGAACCAAGAAACCCUGAAGGAGAUUGCCGACAGCACAAAACGGAUCGCUCUCAUUGCCGCCAGCCGCCGCUCCCGGGCCCGGGACAGACACCCCAGCAGUGAGCUCUCUUCCCUUCACGGUUUGGAGGACGAAUUGUUGGAGCUGAAGUACCUCCAGCCCAGCGUCACUCCUGAGCACUAUUCCAGAGACACCGAGAGCAUCGACAGCAUUCCGACAGAGGCCCAGGAAAAGGAACGGCCUCACCCCAAGCCUCGGAAGGGGCCGGAGAAAGAAAGAGGGAGGAAGAAGUUCUGGGAAAAGAAAACAGGGAAGAAAAGAUCGCGCUCCCUUGAACCCACCUCCCCAACGGCCUCUCGAGUAAAACAUCGGAGUCCCUCCAGCCGCACGGACCACAUCUCCAAAAGUCGGCCGGCUGAAACCGAGCUUUGCCAGUCGCCCGACGUUGUCGUGAGCAAUGCAACCCACGUCCCGUCUGGAGCCACGAAGAUCAAAUUUCCCACCAGCCACCCAGCAGGUAAAACUAUUGGGUGCCAUCUCUCUGGCCAUGUGGUCCUUGCCACGCAGUGGCUGAUAGAGAAACCACCUUUGCUGGCCAAAUAUUCCACAUUAACGGGAAGAGAGGCUUAA